GGCUGCAUUUAGCUUGGGCUCUUUCUCCUCCCUCUCUGUGCACUGUGCAGCUGGGAUUCAGCAAUAACUAUGAGCCUCCUAACUUCCAAAAUCUUCGUGUCUCCCUUCCCGCAGCUCUUAAUCGCAGCUUUUAUAGCUGUCUUAAUCCAAGGCAACCAUGUUGCUAACAGUGCCACAGUCACUAUCCAAACACAAGGGGAUGGAGCCUCUGAGACUGCUCAGAACAUAGCCUUACAACCACACGGGGUCACCCCAGAUCAGCACACAAACACCACUUCAGAGCCUGAACCAAAAUCAGAGCCCUCUGUGUCUCAGAGCCCCCCAACAGAGAAGGCGGUGGAAGGGGAGAACUUAGUGUUCUCGUGCCAGUUUACCCAGAGUGGUCACUUUGAUUCCAAGAAUUUGUCUGUGACGUGGUAUAACAAGAAGAGUGAGGAGACACUGACGGUCCUGGUCGGGAAUGAAACAAAGGAGGAGGGCUAUUUGGGCAGAGUGUUCUUGAACGGGGAUUGGCUUGGCACAGGCGUCGCCUCCAUGACCCUUCUCAACGUCACGUCAAGCGAUUAUGGCAUUUACAUUUGCUCUGUGACACUACCCAAUGGAAGUACUUUAGAAGGAGACGGCACAAAGCUGAGUGUCAGGAAAAGAUCGGGCUUGUUCGGGAUGGAGGAGUCAAUCGGGACAAUUAUCGGAGUGGUGGUUGCAGCUGUGGGGGUCACUGUGGGACUGGUGGCGAUCAUAGUGCCCCAGUUCAGGAAGAAGUUUGUGUGUUUCAAGAAAUAGAUACCCGCAGCACGAGCAGUUCGAUGAUGUUUUACUACCACAUGGACAAUGUUUCAGAAGCACUUGUUUUUGUUCAUGACACUUUUAUUUAAUACAAAUAAAUGAAUGUAUUUAUUAUACAUUUUUUCACUUGUCGUGCCUAUUAGAAACCUCCUACUUUGUUAAUAGAGCAGAAGAAUAUGAUUUCAUGGAUUGGAAGAAUGGAUGUGUGACCCUGUUUUGAGUUUUGUACCAUUGCAGAUUGUUUUAAUAUCCUGCUGCACAUAUCUUUUUUUUUUAAAUUGAGAGUAGUAAACUAAAAACUAAUGGGAGGAUCUGUUUGGAAGUUGCAUUUCAAAGCAUUUGAAAUCAAAGCAUUUUUCUCAUGAGAAGAAAACUCAUGUUUUCACUGUUCACAGGACAAGCGUUGUUAGAUCUGUUUAUUUUCCUAAAUGUUAAAAUUUUUGUAUUAAGCAUGUUUAAAUAUUUAAACUAACAAAUCAGGAAUCCUUGUAUCCAAACACAAUAGCCAUAAUAGAAGCCCUUCAUCACUUUUUAUAGAUUACUGCAACAUGUAAGUGUGUAAAAGACUAUGUGUGGACAGCAUUCACUUGUAUAUGGAAAAGACAGUGAAGAAAAAAGUAAUGUGAAAUAAAAUUGGCUUAGUAUCCUUUUAGUACUAUGUAAAUGUCAAGUCUAACACUAACAAAGUCUAAAUACAUGUAGGAGAUGGGAGCAGCCAGCUGAUAGAAGCUAAAUGUGGUUAAGAUGCACAGGUGUAGAAAGACAAUAAUAAAACAGUGCACCCUAGAUCAUUGUCUCCACUUUAAUCUUUGGGACUCAAACAACUUUACACACGUACCACUGAAGACAAGAAAAUCAACGAGUGCACUCCACUGUGCACCAAAACACACAGCAAACACAGCGACUAAACAGUGAAAAAACAAUAAAUCAGAAACAAAAACAUUACAACAUCCGAAAUACAGAACCAUAAAACAGGCUUCCAUUACUGGCCUGCAAUAAAUACAGAUGUGUUGCAUCCCUUGUGUUUAAACUGUAAAGGUCAAAUGAGCAUUAAUAAGUACAUCCACGGUUUUAAUUCUACAGUAAGAGCUGUGAGAUGACAACAUCAUGUAAAAGAUAAAAAGGUCUUUAAAUCAAGUUUUCAGACGCUUCUGAAUUACAAGACGGAACUUGGACAGAGUUCAGAGCGACCCGGCAGAAUGGUGUGCAGGAGGGAGGAGCUUGCAGCUGCAGGAUUACAGGACCAGUACCCAGCUGGGGUCCUUUUUGAAUGACUGUCAAACCAGCUAUGAAUGGAAAAUCAGGAUGGUCAUCACGACAAAUGACACCCAUUUUGUGUACUGAGGUCACAGAUAUAAGAUGCCCUAAAUGUACACGUUGCUCCAUAGCUGAAAUAAGCUUGCAAAGGACUUAAUGUGUGUACAGUUUCAAGUGUAAUACACCUUUUACAGGAACUCUUAAAUACAAACUACCUACAUUUAUUGUAAAAUAAAGCCUUCCUUGUCUGCAACGCACAGAUCUGUGUUACUUAUGAGGGUCUGCUUUACUUUACUGUGAAUAAUUAACAUUUUAUUUUGCUGGUAGUGUUAAAUAAUCCUUGUUUGCAAUAUACCUUAAUGCACAAAAUACAACACGAUUUGACUGACUAACAUGCCUGAUGGUUAUCACAUGUACAGAGUGCCAUUUAACAACAGAGAUAUACUAAAAACAUUACUGCAACACUGCUGUAGUGUUUUAAUAUCUGCUUUUUGCACCUUCAACACAUGCCACGUUAGCUGGCGACAAUGUAAAACUAUGUUUUGACAAAUGUAAACAGGGUAUCUAAUGCAAAUACCAUGUUUGGCAAAAUAAAUAAAACAAAAAACCCUAGCACACCAUGGAACAAAAAGGAAUGUUGAGUUACUGCAAGACCUAUUAAAAAGGAAAUAUUAAAAAAAAAA
This is a messenger RNA of Polyodon spathula (Mississippi paddlefish), 2726 nucleotides long. RefSeq names its product Immunoglobulin superfamily member. Gene Ontology annotation, cellular component: membrane. Bases 70 to 783 code for a protein of 237 amino acids. The record is from RefSeq and is a predicted model, not a curated record. NCBI's taxonomy places the organism in Eukaryota, Metazoa, Chordata, Actinopteri, Acipenseriformes, Polyodontidae. The transcript has 4 exons.